UAUUUAUUUUUUGACACAUCGAAUUCUUAAUUGUAUGCAUUGCACGUGAAAAAUAACAAUAUCACAUAAAAUCUGAGUUUUAACAAAUUUAUUUAUAUAUUUAACAACACAAAAUGACAAAACCGGAGUUGAAAAUAAUUUUAGAAUUUAGUGCCGGGGCGGAACUUCUAUUUGGAAACAUUAAAAAACGUGAAGUAAUUUUAGAUGGAAAUAAAACAUGGACACUAAAGAGUUUUAUUAAAUGGAUGCAUGAUACAAUUCUCACAGAAAGACCAGAGCUUUUCAUUCAAAAUGAUUCUGUGCGGCCGGGUAUUCUCGUUCUAGUGAACGACACUGAUUGGGAGCUAUUGGGUGAAUUGGAAUACGAGCUUCAGCCAAAUGACAACGUUUUAUUCAUUUCAACACUACAUGGUGGAUAAAAUAAUUAAUGUUUUAAAUAGUUCGUAAUUUGUAAAAAUAAAAUUUAAUAUUUUCAUACACUUCAAA
This is a messenger RNA of Eupeodes corollae, 486 nucleotides long. RefSeq names its product ubiquitin-related modifier 1 homolog (gene Urm1). Gene Ontology annotation, molecular function: protein tag activity. The transcript is spliced from 5 exons. Gene Ontology annotation, biological process: tRNA thio-modification; protein urmylation. Gene Ontology annotation, cellular component: nucleus; cytoplasm. NCBI's taxonomy places the organism in Eukaryota, Metazoa, Arthropoda, Insecta, Diptera, Syrphidae. Bases 114 to 419 code for a protein of 101 amino acids. The record is from RefSeq and is a predicted model, not a curated record.